Molecule: messenger RNA, 4357 nt
Organism: Dreissena polymorpha
Lineage: Eukaryota; Metazoa; Mollusca; Bivalvia; Myida; Dreissenidae
Exons: 2
Coding region: 2905-4041 (378 amino acids)
Molecular function (GO): hydrolase activity, acting on ester bonds
Source: RefSeq, a predicted model, not a curated record
GGGAUUCACUUUCCCAGAACUGAGUAAAACCCAAGAAGAAGAUGAAUCCAUGAGGUUUUGUUCUGAGAUGGUUUAAGACCAAGACAGUUCCUGAAGAAGGGGAGCUAUUUUUAGCAAGUCAGGAAGCGAAAAGUUAUUGGAUCAACAAGGAGAUGUUUCAACUUGUGGACAACGUUCUUUUCAAGAUCCAUAACAAUUCUCAUGACCUACUGUUGGUAUUACCAGUUAGUUUCAGGGAAGUUGCCAUGCAACUUCAUCAUGACAUUCAUUCUUCUGGUCAUCAGGGUGUUGCUAGAACCAAAGCAAAGUUAAAGGAGAAGUUAUACUGGUAUAGUUUAUCCAAAGACAUUGAAAGAUAUGUUCUGACAUGUGAAGUUUGUAGCAAGAAUAAGAAAAACAAGAGCUAUGGAAGGGUUCCGUUUACUGAGUAUCAAGCGGGCUGUCCAAUGGAAAGAGUCCAUAUUGAUUUCUUGGGUCCUUAACCCAAAACACCAAGCGGCAACGAGUACUGCCUAAUGAUGGUCGAUCAAUUUACGAAAUGGGUAGAGUACAUUCCAUUACCAUCGCAGAAAGCGGAAAUGACGGCUAAAGCGGCUAUAGACACCUUUUUCGCAAGAUUUGGUUAUCUACUACAGCUGUUCUCCGACCAAGGGCGCAACUUUGACAGUUAAUUGUUCCAGGCAGUAUGCGAAGCUCUAGAUAUACACAAAACAAGGACAACUCCAUAUAGACUUGCAGCAAAUGGACAAGUAGAACGUUUUAACCGUACUUUGAUGGACGCUGUUCGCUGCUUUAUUGGCAAGAACCAAAAUACAUGGGACAAAAACAUUCAGCAGAUUGCGGGUGCACUCAGGGCCUCUGUGAACAGAAGCACCGGUUUUACUGCCAAUAUGUUAAUGUUAGGCAGAGAGGUCAACACCCCAGCGCAGUUAAUGCUUCCCCAUGUUCCCUGUAUAUAUGACAACAAGGAAGAGUACGUGUCCAAGUUAAUGCAGGAUAUUCAGUAGGCUCAUGACACUGCCAGAAAAUUCUUGAAAUCUUCAACAAAACGGAUGAAGAUAAAUUAUGACUUGAGAGUUCUACUAAGGCCAUAUGCAGAAUGGGACGUUGUGUAUAUUUUUGACACCGCCGUCUUGAAAGGGUGCAAGAAAUUAUGUCCACCAUGGAAAGGUCCGGCAAUAAUUAUACUAAAUUUGUCUGCGUACCUCUACCGUGUUCGAUUGAGAAACUCAGUGUUUGUCGUUAUCCAUGACCGGAUGAUGCCCUGUAGGGAUCGGAAAUUGCCUAACUGGGUCAAAGAAAACGGGUUAACAAGUUCCCCAGCGGACGCUUCAACGGACACCGCAGAGAUAUACUGCAUAUGCCGUAAACCAUGGGAUGGAAGAUUUAUGAUCCACUGCGACUAUUGUGAUACUUGGUAUCAUGGAUCUUGUGUAAACAUUACACAAAUAGACGCUCUGGACAUUGACAAGUACAAAUGCACUUCAUGUAAAGGGACGAAUGGGGUUAAUUCUUUUAAUCCCAAUUAAAGUAAAGAUUACAGCAUUAGCUAAGGAUCUGAUGAGGAAAGCCAGCUCGAAGGAUAAGCAGAAGUACAGCUCUUGGCUUGGGAAGUUUGCCAAUGGUCUGAAUACUGACAACGUUUGGAAGUUGGCUCCAAAAAGGACAAAAACAGUUCAAGAUUAUCAACCUGGGACAGGAUCAAAAAACCUUCGUACCAAUGUCGAACGGAGGCAGUUCCUGGUAUCCAACGAAGGGACUAAGGAGGUCAAAGAGGUCGAGGUGGAUGAGGACGAACUGCUCAAGACCACACAAGGAACCAAUACUGUCUACGAGUUCGAUAUUGAUUCAGAUGAACUGUUCGACUGUUGGCCAGUCCCAAACCAUUACAGGGAAAACCAAAGAUGAGUAGCCCUGCCAAAACAAGGACCCUCACGAUCCAAUUUAGUCCUCAGACGGUCAAACUGGGGCUCUCCAGCGAUAGCCCCACUGUGAAGGAACCUCACAGAAGAACGCCAGACAGAGGAUGUCCUUAUAUAAGGCCAAGAAACAGAACCCCAGUAGGUGAAAGGGAAAUAGCAUGUUCCAUUCCAAGAAACAGGACUACAUCAGGGGAAAGGGACUUAACAUGUCCCAUCCCAAGAAGUAGGCCAAAGAGAAUAAGUCGAACACCUGAACGGGAAAGGGACUUAACAUGUCCCAUCCCAAGUCCCCAUUCGUCCUACGAGCGCUCAGGAACAUAGGCAACCAAAAACACAAAGAACCUACGCGGAGGUGUGCAGAAUGGAUAAGGAACGUACUUUGUAUAGAGACCGGAAUGUCCGAAGUCGUGAAGGGGUUAAAGAACGUUCCUAUGCCAGGACUCAAGGAAGGGAUCAAGCGCGCCCUUAUCCCAAGAAAAGAUCACCCAAACUGGAUAGGGCACGUACAUUACAACGAGAUCGGACACCGGAUAGAACAUCAGAACGUUCCUCGGAAAAACCCAUUGCUGUCAGCUAUUCUCCGAAAAGGGACAUACCUCCAUGCUCGGUACCUAGUAAGUCACGGGAGGAAAGAGAGUAUCCAGCAAGAUCCAUUAUAUCGGGAAGACAGUUGCCUCCUCUGAGGGUUACUGUUGGAGAAACCGAAGAUCUACAACCUCCCCGAAAGGUCCGGAAGAUAGAUACCCACUUACUUACUAGGAACGAGAGAAGAAGGAUCGUUAACUGUUUAUUCCUGGAUGUGCCGGAGAGAUCAAAUACCUUAAGACACAUGUGUUUCAUAAUCAUGUUCCUGGCAUCUUCUCGGAGAGUCUUCCAGAAGCUGAUACAGAUAUCAUUCAAGGCCGUAUCCAUGCUUUGGAGAUGGUAGUCUCAUGGCUGAAAGGACGUCCGGGUACCUUGGACGCUUCUGGAGUUUGCCAAGAUGCAUACUCUACUCAAAGAACACGAAGUAACUCCAAGACAAUCGGAAAUAAUGAAGCACUUUUGCCAGUACCUUGGUCGUUCUGUUCCGGAUAAGUUUCAGAUACUGCCGCCAAAUUAUGUUGCUGUAUUACAUCACUGGAGAGUAUUACACCUCAUUAGUGCCAGUCUUCAGGUAGAGCGUUGUAUGUUCUGGAAGAACUUCUUCACGGGACCUUUUUUCCAAAAGCCCCAGAGUGAUCAAGAAGAGGAUACGGCCAGUAUGGAAGGAAUGCAUCCAAAUGAAUGCCAGGAAGUAGAGCUCCCCAUGGCGGUGGAUAGUCAUUUUCAUCCAGAUAGGUUGUCCGAGAAAACAUCCAUCCCAUGGGCAAAGGAUAUAACCAAACUUCUAUAUGCUGGACCAGUGGAGCCUAACCAUCUAGUACGUCUAGGAGGGUCGGUAGCGGUAUUUUGUGACCCAUCUACUUACCCUACCAUCAGUCAGCUGAAUGUACUACCCGGCAACAUCGUUGUAGCAUUAGGCCUCCACCCACAUCAUGCCCGGAAGUCUCGCCGGUUACUGGAUGAAGCAGUGGAGCGUCUACAAAGGUUGUUGCGGUCAGAGCGUGUAACGGCGUUUGGAGAAAUUGGGAUAGACCACUCCGACCCAGAAUCCGAAUGGGCAUAUCAAUCGGAACUGCUUCGGCGGCUAACACCCCUGGUAAAACAGGAACACGUUCUGGAAAUUCAUUGUAGGGGGAUGAAGGAUGAAUGCGGGACGGAAGCCUACCUACUUCUUCUUCAUCAUCUUAAGAAAAGAAUCUCCCGCAUGCAGAGGAUCAACCUACAUUAUUUUACUGGUUAUCCAUAUUUGUUGGAGCGAUGGUUGGAGCAGUUCCCCGAGACGUGGUUUGGGUUCACCAGCAUGGUAAAGAAUUUUGACCGGAAUCACCGUGACUCUUCGAAUUUGGUAAAAGAAUACAGACUUCUGUUGGAAACCGAUGCGCCCUACUUUACGCUAGAGGGACAGCCAUUGUCUUCACCAAAUCAAAUUUACAGGACAGCAGAGAUCGUGGCCGAACUUCGACAAGUGUCAGCGGACCACAUCCUGUCUGUAACUGCAAAAAAUGCCAAGACGUUGUACCGGAUCAAGGAUUAAUACUUCAGCUAGUCUGCAUCUUCACUUCCGUUUCCGGUGCUCCGGGCCUCCCACACGGUAGUUGGUCCAUCUACAUCACUACUUCCGGUUCCGGUUACUCCCACCUUGCAGAGGGUCCGCCUCAUCAAAGUCGGGGGGAGUGUUGUGAAACGUCGUUAGACGAUACCGGGCCAGACGAGGCGGGGACUAGGCCAAACCGGAAGUGUUGUCGAGAGCUGCUCAGACUAGCAUGGGCAUAACACGACCGCGAGACGAAGCCAUUACAACUCUCUAAUUUUACUGUACAUAAACCAGAAUAAAGCAUCUUAGUAAAUUA